UUUUUUUGUCGUUUGUGUGGAGCGCCUGUCAAAAUAUUGACGUAAUAUUUUUUGGUUUCUCAUAUUUUUCAUAAUUUUCUUCAAAAAAAAAAACUACAAAAUCAUAAAAAAUCAUGCAGUUAUUAAAUAUUUGAUAUUUCCUUCAUUAUUUUCAAAUAAAUAUUUUCAAAAAUAAUACAAUUGAAUACCAGCUAAACUAUAAUAUCCCAACAAGUUCAAAACUCAUCUAAAUCGAAAUCGAAUGACUACGAGGAGAGAAAAACAGCCAUGAAGAAGUUUCACAAUAAACCCAAGAAAAGUGCAAAGUGAAAUCCAAAUAUAAACAAACAUCACAACGCCGCAUAGAAAUUAAUUAGCAAUUCCUAAAAAGAAUAUCAAAAUAAAUCUUCGACAAAUCACGCUACAGUAGUUUAUUAAAAACCUUAGCCGACGGAAGGCAAAGCAACCCAAAAUUCUAAAAAACGACUUAGUUAUCGGAAAACAUGUGCGAUCCACACGAACAGGGUCAAAAAUGGAAAUGCGAAUACUGCACUUACGAGAAUUUCCCUUCAGCCAUAAAAUGUACUAUGUGUAAGGGUUUGAAACCUCUUCUUAAUGAGGACAUAUUUCGACUUAGCCCUCCUCAAUCGACAACAACGUCUAAUGUGGCCUCAUCUUUAGUUGAAGCAUCCAGUUUGAGUUUAUCUCAGAGUAAUUUAAAUGCGUGCGGACUUCCUUUACAGGAUUCAUCUAAAUCAAAAUGGUCCUGUCGAACAUGCACCUAUUUCAAUUGGCCACGAAGUCAGCGUUGUGUCCAAUGCUAUACAAAACGUUCGAAUUCCAACGAAGAUAUGUACUUCAAUAAUGAUGCUGGCAAAAGUAGUAGCAAUCGUCAACCACCACCAGCAUCUCCAUUGCGAAGUCCCAAAGCAAGUCCUUCUCCACCAAUAGUUGAAAGAGCACCAGCUCCUGCUCCUCCACCCACCAGUACCAGCAUUAAUGAUGAUUUGAAUUUUAUGAAUAACAUCUCCGGAUCGGAUCCUGAUCUAGUGGCCAGUAGCAAUAAUUUAGCUUCGAGCAAAAUCAGUCCAAUAGGUUCAAUAACGAAUUUAGCUAGUUCGAGAAAUUCGCUUACAAAUUCGCAAACAGCCGCUGGUGCGGUCGCUACUCGUGUCAGUCCUAUUGAAGCAAUAACGCCUUCACAUUUACCACAACAGCGUUGUCAUGUAGCAAAGUGGGCUUGCAAUGUAUGUACUUACGAAAAUUGGCCGAAGAGUCUCAAAUGUUCGAUGUGUGGACGAACAAAAGAUGCAUUGAUUUGUGGCAAUGAAGGUCUGUCGUCUAGUAACAAAAUUUUGUGCGACAAAGAUGAUGGUUUCGGUGCGUCUAAUAAUACGCUGUCAAAUAACACGUUUAACAACAAACACAGAUAUCAACUUGGUUCUUCAGAAACUAUAAAUAACUGUGAUACAAUGCAGGAGAGACAAGAGAGACGUCAACGUCAAAUUAGACGACAAGUUGAUUGGCAAUGGCUUAAUGCAUGCUUAGGUGUUGUUGAAAAUAACUACAGCGCUGUCGAAGCUUACUUAUCGUGCGGAGGUAAUCCAGCUCGUUCCUUAACUAGCAGUGAAAUUGCAGCUCUAAAUAGAAAUUCUGCUUUCGAUGUUGGCCACACACUUAUUCAUUUGGCAAUUCGUUUCCAUCGCGAGGAGAUGCUGCCAAUGUUAUUAGCCCAAAUAUCUGGUUCUGGACCUGGAAUUAAAAGAGUUCCUUCGUAUGUAGCUCCAGAUUUAGCAGCCGACAUACGUCGUCACUUUGCAAAUACUUUACGAAUGCGAAAAUCUCUCUUCAAUUGUCAUUACGUCCAGGAGCAUGCAACUUUUGCCUUACCAGUAGAAAUCGAAGAACUCCCCAUACCCAUACAAGAGCAGCUGUACGAUGAGCUCUUAGAUCGUGAUGCUCAAAAGCAGCUGGAAACUCCUCCACCUGCUCUGAAUUGGUGCUUAGAAAUAACAGCUCGUUUAGGUUCGCGGCUGUUUGUGCUCUGGAAUCGAAGUGCAGGCGAUUGUCUUUUGGACUCGGCCAUGCAAUCAACUUGGGGUGUUUUUGAUCGAGAUAACACUUUGAGACGGGCUUUGGCUGAUAGUCUCCAUCAGUGUGGGCCAGUAUUUUAUUCACGAUGGAGGGAAUACGAAAUGAUUCAAGCAGCAAUGAAUCAAUAUACUUUGGAGGAGGCACAAUGGGAAGAGGAUUGGAGCACCUUGUUGUCGCUUGCUAGUCAACCUGGCUCCUCUCUGGAGCAGUUGCACAUUUUUACUUUAGCACACAUUCUCCGUAGACCAAUUAUCGUAUACGGUGUAAAGUAUGUUAAAAGUUUCAGAGGUGAAGAUAUUGGAGUUGCUCGUUUUGAAGGUCUAUAUUUGCCGCUAUUUUGGGAUCAAAACUUUUGCAUUAAAUCGCCAAUUGCUUUGGGAUAUACUCGAGGACAUUUUAGUGCAUUGGUACCAAUGGAACCAUAUGCUAGAAUUGAUGCUCGUCGCGAUGAACCAGGCGAUGUUACAUUUUUACCAUUAAUGGAUUGUGAAUCGAAAUUAUUGCCCAUACAUUUCCUAACCCAAGCUGAGAUGGGCCGUGAAGAAACAAUUAUGAGACAAUGGUUAGAUGUGUGUGUCACUGAGGGAGGAUUGUUGGUGGCUCAACAAAAGCUAAGGAAACGACCCUUGUUAGUUGCACAAAUGCUGGAGGAAUGGCUAAAUCAUUACAGGAGGAUAGCCGAAAAUCCAAAUUCUCCAAACUACAUGUUUAUUUCGUAGACAGGUGAUUGCCGCUCCCUUUGGAAGACGUCCACAAAUCACAGGCUAUUCAAGUGAAGGAGACACAGAUGAAGAAUAAUAGUGAAUGCUUUAUUUGAAUGAAAACGAACACACAUCAAAUUGUAAACUUCAUUGAAUCUAUAAUAUUGAAGUUGUAAGGAAUUUUUCAAGCUCUCCGCCACACAGUUUAGGUAUAUUAUAAUAAAAUAUAUAUAAAUUUUAUUUUAUUUUUUUUUUUUGUGUCUUGUUAAGAAAAAAAUUUACUGAAUUCUCUACCAAAUUAAGUU
Episyrphus balteatus (marmalade hoverfly) is the source of this 3079-nucleotide messenger RNA. RefSeq names its product ubiquitin thioesterase trabid (gene trbd). The transcript has 10 exons. Gene Ontology annotation, cellular component: cytoplasm; nucleus. The record is from RefSeq and is a predicted model, not a curated record. Lineage: Eukaryota; Metazoa; Arthropoda; Insecta; Diptera; Syrphidae. Gene Ontology annotation, biological process: cytoskeleton organization; protein K29-linked deubiquitination; protein deubiquitination involved in ubiquitin-dependent protein catabolic process. Gene Ontology annotation, molecular function: cysteine-type deubiquitinase activity; K63-linked polyubiquitin modification-dependent protein binding. The coding region runs from base 483 to 2792 and encodes 769 amino acids.